UGGAUGCCGAGCAAACAAGACGCCAAAUCUAUUCAAAGUGCACGUAAUUUCUAAUUGAGUGUCAAGUUUAAAGAUGAUACAAAAACAUAUUCUCUUGGUGCCUUUGCUGCAGUCAAUUCUUUUGAUGGGCUCCCUUGAAGCGGGCUGUCCUGUUUACCUCACCAUUUCGCUGACGGGCAAAACGCUGCAGGACACCUUUCUUGAGAUCAAUUGGGGUCCCAACUGCUUUGGACCACCGCAGUGGGUGGGUAUCUACAGCCAGGAUCCGACCAUCUCCAGCUUUCAGCCCGAUCUGCGUAUCAAUGGGAUUUUUAAUAGGACCGGCAAGAUGCUGACGUCCAUCAAGCUGGGCAAGCUGCGUUUUCCUGGCGGCUGGAAUAAACAGGACAGUGGCGACCAGCUGGCAACGCAAUAUCCCAUGGGAAAGUGCCUGCCACACUAUGUGGCCAGCUACAAUGGCACUGAGCUGCUCACCGUGGAUUGCCUCAAGAUACAGCCCAACUGGAUGGCCCAGACGAAGCACGUCAGCCGGCUGCCGCUGAAGGACAUCUUCCUGCCCGGCACACAUGCCUCGGGUGCCGUCUUGGGCAGCUCCAGUAAGUCCGAUUCGAUACUGGUCAGGGAUUACCUGGUGGCCCAGCAACUCGAUGUUUGGUCGCAGCUGGUCUUUGGCAUUCGUUAUCUCGAUUUAAGCAUAGGAUACAAGAACAUGAAUACGGAUAAGGAUGCGGAUAAUUUCUGGAUAGCCAACGAGAACAUGCUGAUUACACCUCUGCUCGGAGUUCUGCGUGAUGUUCGUCAGUUUGUUAAAAGAUCUGGCGAAAUGGUAGUCCUGGAUUUCAGUAGUUUUCCCAUUGGCUUCUACAAACACCCGGAGAUCUACAGUUCGCUAUUCCGCCUGCUUCGCCAGGAGCUGGGUGAUGAGGCGUAUCGGCGCAAUGUGAGCAAGGACGAAAACUGCGCGAAUCGAAAUUUAAGCGAAGUACUGCUGCAAAAGAGGCAUCUGGUGAUAUUAUUUCCCACGCAGGAACUGCCCUAUCCGGAGAAAGAAUCGAACAUGCUCUGCCCGCCCUGGCAGCGUUUCAGCACCAGCUUCAUGAAUAUUUCUCAAACCCUGGACUAUAUGCGUCUGCUGUUCAGCAGGAAGCCGGAUUCUCCAGUUCGGAAUGUUGGCUGGAUAUUCACGGCGGUGAGGAGCAUGGAGCAGUCACUGAACGCCCACCAGCUGCAGACCUCCAAGGAGCGGGCAACGGUGCUCAAUCCCAAGAUAAACAAGUGGCUAAAAGGACCUUGGGGUAAUAAUGCCAAUGUGGUUGCCAUGGACUACUUCAGCAAUACGAAUGUCGUGGAUCUGGCCAUACAAGUCAAUGCGCACAAGGCCUUUAUCUUGGCCAACAACGAUUAUAUAAAUUUGGAAAUUUUUAACGUGUACUGAGACUUGUAAUAAUA
Molecule: messenger RNA, 1449 nt
Organism: Drosophila teissieri
Lineage: Eukaryota; Metazoa; Arthropoda; Insecta; Diptera; Drosophilidae
Exons: 4
Coding region: 74-1435 (453 amino acids)
Biological process (GO): lipid metabolic process
Molecular function (GO): phosphoric diester hydrolase activity
Source: RefSeq, a predicted model, not a curated record